This is a messenger RNA of Macrobrachium nipponense, 516 nucleotides long. RefSeq lists its product as uncharacterized. NCBI's taxonomy places the organism in Eukaryota, Metazoa, Arthropoda, Malacostraca, Decapoda, Palaemonidae. Bases 1 to 516 code for a protein of 171 amino acids. Gene Ontology annotation, molecular function: nucleic acid binding. The transcript is spliced from 3 exons. The record is from RefSeq and is a predicted model, not a curated record.
AUGGAGCUAAACUCCCACAUCAUCGAAGCAGUGAUAGCAACGGGCCCUCACACCGGCAAACGUCUGUUCAUCCCCCAGAUUCCUCUGAUGCCUUCGGACAACCAGUUUCUCUUCCAGUUAUGGCGCAGGCCGUUUCCCAUCAACCUGGCCUUCUCAUUCACUGCAAACAAGUCGAAGGGCCAGACUUUGGAUCGUGUUGAUGGAUAUGCUGAAGAAAACAUCGAGCCUUCAAGGCGUAGCGGCAGAAUAUCAGCUGGGUUAUGGGGAUGGAUGGCUGCCAGUGGACCGGGAGAGCUAAUUGUCAUCGAUGAGCGUAUGAACAGUAAUCAGUAUAUUGCAAUUUUACAUGGACAAAUUUUAGUGCCCUCAGUUCGAAAACUAUUACUGCCGUAUCCCAUGCCAAUAUAUAUCGCCAUGGACAAUUCUGCGGUCCACAAUGCAAAGGCUGUAAAGAAAUGGUUUCAGCAAAAUCCAGACGUGGUUCGAAUUGAUUGGCUGCGAAGUCUGCAGAUCUGA